UGAGAUAAAUAUUUGUGGAUAAGAAUCUUCAAUGUAUGCCAUACACACGAAACCCACUAAAAUCAAUGCUAUUCUUUCUUCUUCACUAAUCACAUUACAUGCACCAUGACAUAAUAAUUGGUUUCUAACUAUGUACACUCAACUUGUCUAAGAACCUCGCUUCAACUCAGAUAGUUGAUGAUAACAUUUUCUGGUUGGUUAUCUUUUGUAGUUUUGAAUGAGACAUGUCCUUAUGAUGAUGAUGAUGAUAGUAAUAUAGCUAGUCUUGCAGCCAGAAUCCGAGGCUUUCAGAAGCAGGAGUCAAGAGAGAUUUCUGAGAAUCUGAUCAAAUCUAUUCAUUGUCAUGGAUAGCAGCCAGAAGUGUUAAAGAUAAUCAUCAAGAUGUAUAGAAAUAUUGCCUAUAAUCUUCAACUUUUGGCAAUUCUGAAAUAGGAGCUGAGGCAAUACAAGAACAAUCAAUCAAAAUCAAGCUCUAAUCCAGAAGAAACAUGCGAUGAAUCCCGCUGUCUUAUCUGUAUGGGGAGCAACAGUUGUCAAACGGUUAUUUCAAGAACAAAACUGAUGAGUACUUUGAUCAGAAAAGGGAAACCGCACGAAGCUGUGACCAUCUUCAAUAGUUUGACUGAAGAAGGACAUAAGCCAACUAUUAUAACAUACACAACACUUGUGGCUGCCCUAACGCGUCUAAAGCGUUUCAACUCUAUUCCUUCCCUUCUUUCUAAAGUUGAAGAGAAUGGAGUAAAGCCAGAUUCAAUUCUUUUCAAUGCCAUGAUCAAUGCUUUUUCUGAUUCCGGUAAGGUACAUGAAGCCAUGAAAAUCUUUCGAAAAAUGAAGGAAUGCGGAUGCAAACCAACAACUAGUACUUUUAAUACUCUCAUUAAAGGAUUCGGAAUUGUUGGAAGGCCUCAUGAAGCCAUGAAAUUGCUAGAGAUGAUGAUUCAGGAUGGAAAUGUGAAACCGAAUGAGAGAACAUAUAAUAUUCUCAUCCAAGCAUGGUGUACCAAGAAUGAAUUGGAAGAGGCAUGGAAUGUUAUGCAUAAAAUGGUGAACUCUGGCAUGCAGCCGGACAUUGUCACAUACAACACACUGGCGAGGGCGUUUGCUCAGAAUGGUGAGACAGAUAAUGCGGAAAGGUUGAUAUUGAAAAUGCAGCAGUAUAAUAACAAAGUGAAGCCUAAUGAACGAACCUGCGGUAUCAUAAUACGCGGUUAUUGUAAGGAAGGUAACAUGACAGAAGCCUUGAGAUUUCUAUACAAAAUGAAGGAGCUUGGAGUGCAUCCAAAUCCUGUAGUUUUCAACUCCCUUAUCAAAGGAUAUUUAGACAUUACAGACACAGAUGGAGUAGAGGAGGCAUUGACAUUAAUGGAAGAAUUUGGGAUCAAGCCAGAUGUAGUGACGUAUAGCACCAUCAUGAAUGCGUGGAGUUCAUCGGGGCUUAUGGACAAUUGUGAGGAGAUAUUUGAUGACAUGGUGAAGGCUGAGAUAGAACCGGACAUCCAAGCUUAUAGCAUCCUUGCAAAAGGCUAUGUACGUGCAGGGCAGCCAGAUAAAGCUGAGGCUCUUCUGAAUUCGAUGACCAAAUACGGUUUACAAGCAAAUGUUGUGAUCUUCACUACCAUCAUUAGUGGGUGGUGUGCCGCUGGCAAAAUGGAUUGCGCUCUUAGACUUUACGAGAAAAUGAACGAAAUGGGAACUCCCUUGAAUUUGAAAACAUAUGAAACUUUAAUAUGGGGAUAUGGAGAAGCAAAACAACCGUGGAAAGCAGAAGAGUUACUUGUUACUAUGGAAGAAAGUGGUGUAGCUCCUGAAAUGUCCACCAUCGAGCUGGUCGCAGAUGCUUGGCGUGCCAUUGGUUUUUCUAAAGAAGCCAACAGAAUUCUAAAUGGUUCAGAAGAAGAAUCUGAAUUCGAUGAAAGUUUUGAUAAGAUACCAGGGCAGAGCUUGGAUAGAAUUUAUAAGAAGCAGAAACUUGGUGCUUCUCAAUCUAAUAAUCUACUACAAAUGCCUGAUAUAGUGGUAGCUCAGCCAGAAAGAACUUCUAAUAACGCCAACAUAAAAAGCCAAAUGAUAGUUAAAACAUAUGGCACAGUGCGGAAUGCUACCGUUUCGAUGGUUUUUGUUCGUAAAAAUUCAUAUGGAGUACAGCCAUUGAUUGUAAGUAGGCAUCAAACUCAAAAUCAGAUUAUUAGGCCUUUACUUGACUGUUGCAGAUUAGUGUGAAUACGUUGCUGAGGUGACUUUCAAUUGUGGUUAUCUCGUUGAUUUGUGAUGAAACACAAAAUCAUAUUUUGAAUAUAUUUAUUUGUUUCAUUCAUGUACUUCUGAAAUCAGAAAUUACACUUCAGUUUUGCCAUAGUGGUGUUGUAAAAUUUACUUUCCAAUGAAAUGCACAAGAUGCAAGGCUACAGAAUUGUUUGAUUUGUGUUACUGUGAAUGAAUAUAACCAUUUCAGUCAAA
Messenger RNA from Medicago truncatula (barrel medic), 2457 nucleotides. RefSeq names its product pentatricopeptide repeat-containing protein At5g21222. The record is from RefSeq and is a predicted model, not a curated record. The transcript is spliced from 4 exons. Bases 517 to 2220 code for a protein of 567 amino acids. NCBI's taxonomy places the organism in Eukaryota, Viridiplantae, Streptophyta, Magnoliopsida, Fabales, Fabaceae. Gene Ontology annotation, molecular function: protein binding.